AUGUCUGAAACCACAAGAUUCAACCUCGGUGUAGCCUACCAAUUUGGCGACCAACCAUCAGACCUAAUCCUCCCCCAGGAGAUCCUCAACAUGAUAAACGAGUACAUCGUCGGCGGCCGCCCAGGAAAGCCCAACUACUUCGGCCGCGUGCCGGGGCAUCUAUGCCUCGUAAACUCAACAUGGCGCCGCAUCUUCACCCCAGCGCUGUACGCCAACUUCCGCUUCACAGGUAACGUCAACGACCUCCCCUCCCUCUGGGGCUUCGUGCGCACCCUGUACCAGAACCCCGAGCUGGGCUCCCUUGUGAAAGAACUCACGCUGACAACCUGGGAUAUCCACGCGCCCUUUACCCUCGAAGCCAAAGACAUCGACGCAUUUUCCACGCUCCUGAACGCGCACGGGGGCAUCCCAGACGGCCAGUGCAUCGAUGACUUCCGUACUAAUCUCGCCCUGGUCAUGGGCAUGCACGCGCACUUGCCCAAUUCCAACAGCGUCCUCGAGCAGCUGAACACAAUGCUAAAGGAACGGUAUGCGACAGCCCUCUACGCACAGAACCAAGCGUGGUUCGAUUCCAUCUUCGAGCUGAUCAUCGGCUCGCCCGUCAUGUUGCCCGCUGCACAGAGGACCCUGCAGCCCGGGACAUUAACAUCAGGAUACCAGGUCCCCCUCGCCAUCGUCGCCAUCGCCCUGUGCCCGAACCUGACCCGCCUAAACUAUAACGUCACACACUCAGGCCAGUGCAUCUUCUUCGAGCGCAUUCUGGCCUUCGCAACGGGCUCCCUCGCACUCCCAGACGCGUACCUGAACCGCCCCCCCCUCGGAAAUCUAGAGGUAUUCAAUAUCGGCGGCCAGCCCGUCGGUUCAAACGGCGGGCACGUCAGGGUCAUGGUCUCAGAGUGCAUGCCGUACUGGCAGAUCCCAUCGCUCAAGACGCUGAGCAUCCUGAACGCCGACGAGAUCUCCUUCCCGCUUAUCAAUCCCACACAGCGCUUCAGCGCCGUCGAGCACCUAUCCAUCCAGUGCUCAUCGAACGUCACGCAUCUACCCAGCCUGUUCGAGCAGAUGCCCAAGCUAAGUAAGCUAAGUCUCCAGCUGGGCGUGCAGUACUCAUACGCAACCGACAACGACGACGCAGACCCAACAGGCCCAGCGCAAUGGGUCGGGAUCUGGCGGAUGCUCUACCACCUGAAAGACCGCCUUGAAUACCUCGACCUGCGCCAAGACGCCAUCGUGUUCAGCGAGGCCUCAGACCCCACGGCCCCGUACUUCCACACCCAGCGCGCGGACGGCACCCCGCUCGAACCCUUCUGCCCGCCGCUCCACGAAUUCGCCAACCUGCGACACCUGCAUAUCCCGAUCCUCGGACUGGCCGGGCACAACUGCGACCUUGCAGGCGAGCACGGCGCCAAGCUGAAGUUCGCGUCGCAUCUCCCGCCAUCCGUCGAGUCGCUGGGUAUCUACGGCGCCUCGGAGCCGUGGGUGCAGUUUUACUUCCCCACGCUGGACAAGGAGCUCGAGGGGGUUAUGGCCUCGGGCUCAGGUGCCGGUGAGGAUCGGCAUCUCCGUGCGUUCGUGUACGACGGGAUCAGCGCCACGAAUCGUCGUCACCACGAGCUUAUCGAGCGCGUUGGGGCUGCGGCGGCGCGCGCUGGGAUCCUGUUUCUUCAUUCCGGCGAGGAGUACCUGCUUCGGGGUGGGGAGGUGUCGGCUUGGGGGCUGCUGAAUACGCGGGUCGAGAUGGAUUGGAUUGGGGAGUUGUUGGGGCAGUUGGAUAUUGGGAGGGUGGUGCCCAGGGGGAUCGAGGUUGGGGGGUGGAGGGGGAGGCUUGGUAGGUAA
Aspergillus mulundensis is the source of this 1836-nucleotide messenger RNA. RefSeq lists its product as uncharacterized. Lineage: Eukaryota; Fungi; Ascomycota; Eurotiomycetes; Eurotiales; Aspergillaceae. Bases 1 to 1836 code for a protein of 611 amino acids. The transcript has a single exon. The record is from RefSeq and is a predicted model, not a curated record.